CACACACACUCCCCAGAGUAGGGAAACCGUCAUUUUCUUACUCGCCCUCUGACAUUAACCACCUUCUCUGUCUGCACUCAAAUUCAUCCCUGGCAAUGAAAAAUGAGCCUCUCCCCCACCCCUGCUGCCGCCUUUCGCCUCACGCCCCCAGAGAAGAGUGUCUCCGUGUGGCAGCCGGUGAAGGUUUUUUUCCACGUCACAUGAUCCAGGAUGCAGGGGGAGAAUCCUUCUUGGAACAGAGAUGGGCCCAGAAGUGAAUCUGAUGAGGAGAGAUAAGGUGUGCUGCGGGAAGACUAUAUAAGAAUGGACCCAGGGCUGCAGCAAGCACUCACCGGAGUGGCCCCUUCUCGAGACACAGCCAUGCAUGUGCCAGCGGGCUCCGUGGCCAGCCACCUGGGAACCACCAGUCGUGGUUAUUUCUACUUCACCACCACGGCGCUGGCUCUGUGUCUCGUCUUUGCUGUGGCAACCAUCAUGAUGUUGGUAGUUCAGAAGACGGACUCCAUUCCCAACCCACCAGGAAAAUUCCCCCUUAAAGGAGGAAAUUGCUCAGAGGACAUCUCAUGUGUACUGGAAAAGUCUCCAUUCAGGAAGUCAUGGGCCUACCUCCAAGUGUCAAAGCAUAUAAACAAAUCCAAGUUGUCUUGGAACAAAGAUGGCAUUGUUCGUGGAGUCAUAUAUCAGGAUGGGAAUCUGGUAAUCCAGUUCCCAGGCUGGUAUGUCAUCAUUUGCCAACUACAAUUUCUCGUGAAAUGCCCAGAACAUUCUGUUGACCUAAAGUUGGAGCUUCUCAUCAACCAAGACGUCAAAAAGCAGACGCUGGUGACAGUGUGUGAGUCUGGAGCGCAAACCAAAAACAUAUACCAAAAUCUCUCUCAAUUCUUGCUGGAGUACCUCCAGGUCAACACCACCAUAUCAAUCAAGGUGGAUAAAUUCCAGUAUGUGGAUACAAACACCUUUCCCCUUGAGAAUGUGUUGUCGAUCUUCUUAUAUAGUAGUUCAGACUGAACCAUUUCUUCUGGCCUUCAGGAAGAAAGCCACUCUCUACCAUACAGUACUUCAUCCAUCCAAACACUUGGGCAAAAAGAAAACUCUAGACCAAGACUGAAAUCACAAAGGGUAUUAAAUAAUAUGCUUCUCCUUCUGUCUCUUGGAAAAAUACAGCUCCAGGGUUUAAAAAAAACAAACAGUUUGAGUGAAGUGUUUUUCAAACAGAAAGCAGGGAAGCAAGGCAAUAUGUGGGAAAAGCCCCACAUGGGCAUCAGAAGGGUUGGAUUUAUGCCCUGGCCCAACCACUAACUGGCUCACUGUAUGACCUGGAGCUAUUCCUUUCCCCUCCCUGGAACUCUGGAUCCAUGUCUGAAAAAUGAAUGGGCUGGGUUUGAAUCUCUCCAAAAUCUCUUCCAUCUCAGAAGACCAGGAUGUCUUGUCCCAGACCUGUAAAUUCAGAUUCCAGGUAGAAGCCCCCAGCCAAAGGGAAGGCCCUCGCCUCACACCAUAUAAAUCUGAUGGUACUAGUAGGAUCUGGCCGCAUGUCACCUGAAAGGAGUCGGAAUUUGGGGAGGAGGUUCAGGGUACCUUCCCAAAUGAUGUGAACUGUGGGAUCUAAAAUGUAUAAAAGAAAGGACUGCCCAACUGACCAUACAAAUCUAAGAGGCCUCCUGGAAUUUGGAAAGCCUUCUGACCAGGCUUGACUCCGUCCAAGUUAAGACUGACAACACAUCAACAACAUACAACUCUCAUUUCCUAUAGAGAAGGGCUGUGCAUUCAGCAAACACUCCAUCUGCAUCCACUGGUCAUGGUGAUGUGGCCAUUUGGUCAGGGACCAGCUGCUGUCCUUUCUCACAUGCUCUCCCUCUGCUCCCUCCUUCAAAUGCCUCUCAGGGAGCCAUUUCUGUGGAGGGCCAUUAAGGGCCCCGAAUGUUGUUGGUAAAUGAUGAUGCCCCUGAACAUGGUGAGGACUUCUAUACCAUGGCAACCUCCUCUCCUGAUUGGGGUAAUUGUGAAAUUUCUCUAGCUACACCAACCUACCUUUAUACCCAUCCAUCUUUUCUGGAAGGAGCACCUUAUCUGUUGAAAAGGACCAUUGAGCUUGAAGUAUAAUACCCCAGAGUUUCUGCUUCAGAAGCAAAAGGGACCCUUUACUGCCAUCCAAAAGAAUGGAGCAAAAUUUGCAUUUUUCUCAAGAAAGGUGGCAGGGAAAAGAAAAAUAUAGGAAAUCAGGAAAGUCUGUCAGAGGAAAAACUAGAAAAAGUGCUAAAGAAAAGAAAAAAAAAAAGCCAGCAGUGUUGGUAUGGAUGAGAAGGACUCAAAAAAACAAAACAGCUGAAGAAAAAUUGAAGUCAUUUGCUGAGCAAUGUGCUGUGUCAAACUCCUCCGCCGCCUCCUCUGUGAAACAUUCAGUAAAGUCUGCAUUUCUCCUAAUGCUUUUUAUGAGUAGAUUCUUUGGGAGGAGCGGGCAUUGGAAGAGGUGUUGAAUUCAGCAAGCCAAGUAUGUAAUAAACACAGAGACAGGUUUUGAGGACCCCAAACCAGCAAGUAAGAGAGCACCUGGCAUUUGAAUUAUACCCGAACUCUGAAGGACAAAUGAACCUUGCUUAAGCCAACUCCCGCGUUCUUGAGAAGGUAUCCGCAAUCUAAGGUUGUGUGCACUAAGCAAAUUUUCUACUGUCUCAUAUUCAAACUUGAGAAAGAUUUCAUCUCUCUGAGCAGAGGCACCUGACUUUUAUACUUGAGUGGUUCCUGCUCUCAGUCUCUGUCAAGCAAUGACCUGCAAGCCAACAGCUGAAGACACAGGGGGCACAGCAUUAAGGAGUCCUCUAGCAAAACAAAAAAAUAAAGGGGAAUAAUCAUUA
Messenger RNA from Lutra lutra (Eurasian river otter), 2855 nucleotides. RefSeq names its product TNF superfamily member 8 (gene TNFSF8). The transcript has 4 exons. Gene Ontology annotation, biological process: CD8-positive, alpha-beta T cell differentiation; immune response. Gene Ontology annotation, molecular function: tumor necrosis factor receptor binding. The record is from RefSeq and is a predicted model, not a curated record. Bases 304 to 1008 code for a protein of 234 amino acids. NCBI's taxonomy places the organism in Eukaryota, Metazoa, Chordata, Mammalia, Carnivora, Mustelidae. Gene Ontology annotation, cellular component: membrane.